UUGAAUGUAGUUUCUGAAAAGCAUAUUAUAAUAAUGGAAGUUUUUGAUAUUUAUUGUUUGAAGCUGCUUACAUAUUACUUCUUCACUAUAUAUGCUGUAAUUAUUACUGCUCAUCCUACCAAUCCAAGUUUUGAAUAUAAACCUGAAUAUAAAGAUGAGAAGCGAAUGCCAAAUGGAAGCGUAAUUGGAAAGUAUAUGUAUCAGGACAAAGACGGAUUUCCUGUGUAUGUGAAAUAUUUUGCUGAUGACGCGAGUUACGGUGUGGAACUGAAAAGUGUUAAAAUAUUUAAAUCGGGCACACCAUAUCCAGCUGAUGUAAGAUAUUCUUCAUUUUCUAAAUUAUUUGAAGCUGAUAGUGAAAGAAUAACAGAAUCAUCGCCGUAUAUUUCAACCGAAGAAGAAUUUGAGAAAUAUAACGAUAAAAACCAAAGAAGAUCAGAUAAAAAAUCUGAUUAUGAAGUGUUCGUGGAAAAUGAGUUGCAACCUGAGGGUAAAUACACCAAAGAGAAAGUUCGUGUUUAUUAUGAUAAGAAUAACAAUAGGAAAAUUCGUAACGUUAUUAAUCCUUCUAAAUCUGUAACUUACAGCGAGAAUUAUUGAUUUGUAUAAUAUAUAA
Molecule: messenger RNA, 616 nt
Organism: Leptidea sinapis
Lineage: Eukaryota; Metazoa; Arthropoda; Insecta; Lepidoptera; Pieridae
Exons: 3
Coding region: 34-600 (188 amino acids)
Source: RefSeq, a predicted model, not a curated record